This is a messenger RNA of Hypoxylon fragiforme, 2005 nucleotides long. Its product is annotated as MFS general substrate transporter. The coding region runs from base 186 to 1766 and encodes 526 amino acids. The transcript is spliced from 7 exons. Gene Ontology annotation, molecular function: transmembrane transporter activity. The record is from RefSeq and is a predicted model, not a curated record. Gene Ontology annotation, biological process: transmembrane transport. Lineage: Eukaryota; Fungi; Ascomycota; Sordariomycetes; Xylariales; Hypoxylaceae.
AUUCUCGAAUUGAUCUUUCUCAUCUUUCCUAAAUCACUUCUUUGUUUCCCUAAUUGACUUUCCUAGUAUACCUACACAUACCUUUAUACCUCCAUGUGUUACCUGAAUCACUAUAUAUAUAUAAAUAACGACUAAACCAUCUUAACCUCGGAUAAAACAGUCCCGUUUCGAUACUGAAGCAAAUCAUGGCAACAAGAGAUGUCACAAUAGACGACGGGAGAAAGGACUCUGGUUUACUCGAAAGAGACGUCGGGGUUGGCGAGGAUGAUCGAGCAAGUAAUGAGUCCCUGACGGGGAGUGCUGAGGAUAUCCUAGCGCUUCAGGACUUAGAUCCUGCACUCAACGCCAAGAUGCACCUCGUCAAUAAUGCCAUUGACGAAAUUGGUUGGACUAAUUACCAUUGGAAAUUAUUUGCAUUAAACGGAUUCGGAUAUGCUGUCGAUUCCUUGGUACUGUUGCUGCAAAGCAAUAUAGCAGGACCUGCCUUUAGAGAGUUUGGUGAAGUGGGCUAUGCCAAUGCGCAGACAAUCGCGACAUAUGUUGGGAUGCUUCUAGGUGCCCUUUUCUGGGGCAUGAGCGCUGAUAUCAUAGGACGUCGUUGGGCGUUCAACAUAUCUCUCUUCAUAUCGGCUAUAGCCACGAUUGUCUCCGGCGCCGCCCCAAACUGGGCUUCCUUGGGAUUCUUCGUUGCCAUGACCGGAUUCGGUGCUGGUGGUAAUCUCAUAUUGGAUACCACCGUCUUUCUCGAGUACCUCCCGAGUAACAAACAAUGGGCGUUGACCUUCCUGGCCUGCUGGUGGGGAAUUGGUCAAGCUGUCACAGGCUUCAUCUGUUGGGGAUUCCUAGUUCCGCCCCAGUGGAAUUGUGCAUCUGUUGACAACUGUCCACGAGAUUCCAACAACGGGUGGCGAUAUGUCAUGUACACCUCCGGCGCUCUGGUCUUCAUCAUGUCUAUCUUGCGUAUUACGAUCGUUCAUCUGCAAGAGACACCAAAGUACCGCCUGGGAACGGGAGAAGAUGCCGAACUGGUCAAGACGCUGUACUCAAUCGCCAAGAAAUACAACCGGCCCUGCUCGCUCACCGUGGAGAAAUUGGAGGCUUGCGGAACGGUAAGAUCCGCACACAGUGAGAACCGCUAUUAUCUCCAAGAAAGUGUGGUUCAUCUCUCUGGACUAUUUGCCACGAAGAAAAUCGGCAUUUCGACUGGGCUGAUUUGGCUUUCGUGGACGUUGAUUGGACUUGCGUACCCCCUUUUCUACGUAUUCCUCAACUCGUAUCUUGCCAGCCGUGGGGCGUACGAUGGCGUAGGUACUUUUGACACAUGGCGUAACUACACACUUACGAACAUUUCCGGCAUUUUUGGACCAAUUCUAGCAGCAUGGAUGUGCAAUCUCAAGAUUCUUGGACGGAGAUACACCAUGGCAAUUGGAGCGCUGGUAACUAUGGCAUUCUUCUUUGCCUAUACGGUUGUCUCGACCCCAACGCAAGAUGUCGGAUUUAGUUGUGCGAUCGCCUUCUGCCUCAAUAUCUACUACGGGACCUUGUAUGCGUAUACCCCUGAAGUGCUACCAAGUGCCCAUCGCGCCACAGGAAAUGGCAUCGCCGUGGGCUGCAACCGGAUCAUGGGUAUCAUCUCAGCAGUGGUUUCCAGCACCGCCAACACCGCCACAGUCGUGCCGGUAUACAUAUGCGCGGCGCUCUUCUUGGCAAUGGCAGGCGUCAGUGUUAUCUUCCCCUUCGAACCAUACGGGCGCAGAAGCUCCUGAUCCCUCGGCUACCUACCUAUACUCACUUUGACAAGCGAUGGGUGUUGCUGAGUCUAUACCUAGGCAGGUAUUUAUGCUUACUGAGCACAUGGGACGGGACUCGGACGCUUAUAUGAGGUAUUUUUUAUUGUUAGCAAGUGGAUGGACAUCUAGGUAUAUUCGUUAAAAGGGUUAUAAACAGUAAUAGCAGUAGUAGUGUUUUAUUUUACUACAUUUAUUGAAUAUACCAUCUUAGAACG